Molecule: messenger RNA, 2978 nt
Organism: Suricata suricatta (meerkat)
Lineage: Eukaryota; Metazoa; Chordata; Mammalia; Carnivora; Herpestidae
Gene: PDIA4
Product: protein disulfide isomerase family A member 4
Exons: 11
Coding region: 1-2199 (732 amino acids)
Biological process (GO): protein folding; response to endoplasmic reticulum stress
Cellular component (GO): endoplasmic reticulum; cell surface
Molecular function (GO): protein disulfide isomerase activity
Source: RefSeq, a predicted model, not a curated record
AUGGAGUCAACUCCAAACAUAGAGCCACCGGGGCUGCUCUGGGUCCCCGGGGAGCACCUCCAGGAGGAAGAGCUGGUACCCUGCCACCACCUGGCUCUGGGGUCGGUGCGGUUCUGGCGCUUGCUGCCCUUCUGUCUGCCGAUAACUGGAAUUAGUGAGCGGUGGUCCAUCCUCCAGCACGGAAUGCAUGGUACUGCCUGGGGGGCCAGGCGGCUGCUGGUUCCCGGGAGACUGAGCGAGGCCCUGCCUGUGGGUGAAGUCAGACACCUAACCGACGGAGCCCCCAGGCGCCCCUCUAGGGAAGUUUUAAGGAGGAGAGUCCCCAGUUUCCUAAACCAUGCGGGUAUUUGCUGCUCAGAUUCCUCUAAUAAGGAGGAUGCCAUUGAGGACGACGAGGAGGAGGACGACGAGGAGGAGGAGGACGACCUGGAAGUGAAGGAGGAAGACGGAGUCCUGAUCCUGAAUGACGCCAACUUUGAUAACUUUGUGGCCGACAAAGACACGGUGCUGCUGGAGUUCUAUGCCCCCUGGUGCGGACAUUGCAAGCAGUUUGCUCCAGAAUAUGAAAAAAUCGCCAGCACCUUGAAGGAGAACGACCCUCCCAUUCCCGUGGCCAAGAUUGACGCGACCUCGGAGUCGGCGCUGGCCAGCAGGUUUGGCGUGAGCGGCUACCCCACCAUCAAGGUCCUGAAGAAGGGGCAGGCUGUGGACUACGAGGGCUCCAGGACCCAGGAAGAAAUUGUUGCCAAGGUCAAAGAGAUCGCCCAGCCUGACUGGACACCCCCGCCGGAAGUCACGCUUGUGCUGACCAAGGAUAACUUCGACGAAGUGGUGAAUGAUGCUGACAUCAUCCUGGUGGAGUUCUACGCCCCCUGGUGUGGACACUGCAAGAAACUGGCCCCCGAGUACGAGAAGGCGGCCAAGGAGCUGAGCCAGCGCUCCCCGCCCAUCCCCCUGGCCAAGGUCGACGCCACUGCCGAAACAGACCUGGCCAAGAGGUUCGACGUCUCCAGCUAUCCCACCCUGAAGAUCUUCCGCAAGGGAAAGCCUUUUGAUUACAACGGCCCACGGGAAAAAUACGGCAUCGUGGACUACAUGAUCGAGCAGUCCGGGCCACCGUCCAAGGAGGUCAUGGUGCUGAAGCAGGUCCAGGAGUUCCUCAAGGACGGGGACGAUGUCAUCAUCAUCGGGGUCUUCGCCGCCGAGAGUGACCCAGCCUACCAGCAGUACCAGGAAGCUGCAAACAACCUGAGAGAAGAUUACAAGUUCUAUCACACGUUCAGCACUGAGAUAGCAAAGUUCUUAAAAGUCUCCUCUGGGAAGCUGGUCGUGAUGCAGCCUGAGAAGUUCCAAUCCAAGUACGAGCCCAGGAGCCACGUGCUGGACAUCCAGAGCUCCACGGAGGGGUCGGCCAUCAAGGACCACGUGUUGAAGCACACUCUGCCCCUGGUGGGUCAUCGCAAGACCUCCAAUGACGCCAAGCGGUACACGCGGCGCCCCCUGGUGGUCGUCUACUACAGCGUGGACUUCAGCUUCGAUUACAGGGCUGCCACUCAGUUUUGGCGGAACAAGGUCCUGGAGGUGGCCAAGGACUUCCCCGAGUACACCUUUGCUGUGGCUGACGAGGAUGACUUUGCCACGGAGGUGAAGGACCUGGGUCUCAGUGAGAGCGGCGAGGAUGUCAACGCGGCCAUCCUGGACGAGGGUGGGCGGAAGUUCGCCAUGGAGCCCGACGACUUUGACUCAGACGCCCUCCGUGAGUUCGUCAGAGCUUUCAAAAAAGGAAAACUGAAGCCGGUUGUCAAGUCCCAGCCAGUGCCCAAGAACAACAAGGGGCCGGUCAAGGUCGUGGUGGGGAAGACGUUCGACUCCAUUGUGAUGGACCCCAAGAAGGACGUCCUCAUCGAGUUCUAUGCGCCCUGGUGCGGGCACUGCAAGCAGCUGGAGCCCGAGUACACCGCCCUCGGCAAGAAGUACAAGGGCCACAAGGGUCUGGUCAUCGCCAAGAUGGACGCCACCGCCAACGACAUCCCCAGCGACCGCUACAAAGUCGAGGGGUUCCCGACCAUCUACUUUGCCCCCAGUGGGGACAAAAAGAACCCAGUUAAGUUUGAGGACGGAAACCGAGAUCUGGAACAUUUGAGCAAGUUUGUGGAAGAACAUGCCACGAAACUGAGCAGGACCAGGGAGGAGCUGUGAAGGCCUCAGUGCGGCCUGCAGCGGGAGGGACCGGACACUGCCGCCACCAGCGGCCAGUGGCCGGAGCCCCUGCAGCCGUGUGGCGGCGGCUUAGCGCAAGGGCAGGAUCUUUUUGGUUUUUAAUUUUUUUAUACUCUGGUGUUCCACCUCAUGCUCUGAAUACUGAAUAGAUAUGAAUGACUCAGUAGAUUAGCCCAGAUUUUUACAGAGGAUACGUCUAUUUUUACCAUUAUUUGGGGUUUGAUUUUUUUUUUAACCUUCUAUUUUCUUUAAUAUAUUUCUUCAAAGCAGUUACGUUGACUCUCCUACGUGUGAAUGCUUUUUUCUUUUAAUUUAAAAAUGUAAGAAAACACUUGCCAAAUCAUGUUGAUUUUUUUUUUUUUUUAAUUUUACCGUUGUCUGAGGAAUUACUAGUUGAAGAUCUGACGGUCCAUGUGCUUUCGUUUUUAUUUCUUCCCGUACGGCACUGAGAAUUGUCACGGACCCCCCCCUCCCCCCGAUGACGAUGACAGUCAGCCAUUCCGGUGACAGCCGCCCCCGUCUCUGUGCGGGACUGGGACUGUGGGGCAAGGAGCGUCUUCCGGGUCCCCCAGACCCUUGGAGCCAGCUUCCAGAGCUCAGCCUUGGGGGUGGGGGGGACGGAGUCCACCCGCCGCCUGAUUAAGCCGGCCCCACCUCUCAGGCACCAGUACUGCCGGAGGAGAGGUGACCUAGGGCACGGGUGAUGGAAAAAUUAGGAUAGGCUGUUGUGAUGGAAUAAAACAAUUCCUGAAAAUCAC